AUGAAGGACUCAGGUGUGUGUGUGUCGCCCCCUGCAGGUAAGAACCGUCGUCUGAAGCAGGCCAAAGAGGAAGCUCAGGCUGAGAUCGAACAAUACCGACUCCAGAGAGAGAAAGAGUUCAAGACCAAGGAGGCGGCCGCCCUUGGUUCCCACGGUAACAGCGCGGUGGAGGUGGACCGGGACACGGCUGAGAGGAUGGGUCGUAUCCAGAACAGUUUCAGUGGUAACAAGGAGAAGGUCCUUGGCGAGCUGCUGAGGCGCGUCUGCGACAUCCAACCUGAGUUCCACGCCAACUACCGUGUGGCUGGCUGAGGGGGCGGAGCCUCAGAUUUACUGUGGGGGUGGAGAGAAGGCUGUAAGGGGCGGAGCAAACAAGGAGACGUGGAUGUUAGCAAUGCUAGCUUAGUUAGCAAUGCUAGUUCAGUUAGCAAUGCUGGCAAAGUUAGCUUAGUUAGCUUCUGUGGUUAAACUGUCCAGAUUCUUAUUUUGAAGGUGCACAGUUCACAUCUUCCUGUUUCCUCCUCCAAAAUAAAACACAAAGUCAGUAGAUGUUGUUACCGUGGCGAUGUUUACGAAUUAUUUAUAAAUAUCAAAAAAAAGUUUUUGGCUCCUCUUCAAAAACUUCCUGAUUCUACCAAAAUAAAAGCCUUUAGUAACCGUGACUCCGCCUCUGGAGGAAUCAGACAUUGAUCUGACACCUGAUUGGCUGAAACGUCAUGAAGGCUUUUAUUUUGAAGUUCUUGUGCUUUGUUUUGUAUUUUGUUGUUGUUUCCUGUCUGUGACCAUGUGACUCUGUAAAGAGAAAAUAUUAAAGUGAAUGGUGAUUGGCUGAA
Messenger RNA from Cheilinus undulatus (humphead wrasse), 833 nucleotides. It is a transcript of the gene atp6v1g1, whose product is annotated as ATPase H+ transporting V1 subunit G1. Gene Ontology annotation, biological process: proton transmembrane transport. The transcript has 2 exons. Gene Ontology annotation, molecular function: proton-transporting ATPase activity, rotational mechanism. The record is from RefSeq and is a predicted model, not a curated record. Bases 1 to 312 code for a protein of 103 amino acids. Gene Ontology annotation, cellular component: vacuolar proton-transporting V-type ATPase complex. NCBI's taxonomy places the organism in Eukaryota, Metazoa, Chordata, Actinopteri, Labriformes, Labridae.